Molecule: messenger RNA, 1909 nt
Organism: Dunckerocampus dactyliophorus (ringed pipefish)
Lineage: Eukaryota; Metazoa; Chordata; Actinopteri; Syngnathiformes; Syngnathidae
Gene: noxo1a
Product: NADPH oxidase organizer 1a
Exons: 8
Coding region: 80-1654 (524 amino acids)
Biological process (GO): superoxide anion generation
Molecular function (GO): protein binding; superoxide-generating NADPH oxidase activator activity; phosphatidylinositol binding
Source: RefSeq, a predicted model, not a curated record
ACUAGUGGAAGCUGACUGAUUGGUUGUGUUCUUACAAUAUUUGUUGCUCUGGGACUAGUUUUUUGGACUUUUGUUUGCCAUGGAGCCGCAGAGGUACCCCGUCAGCAUCCGCGUACUGGGAGUGAUGCAGAAGGACAAGAAAAAAAUGUUCAUGACCUCUGUGCUUUGGUCCGACGACAAUGACAUCGUAAUUUACAGGACGGUGGAGGACUUCAAGAAAAUGCAUAAGCAGCUAAAGAGAGCAUUCCCACCCACCAAAAAAACGGAGAGGACCGUGCCCAAAUUUCAAGUGGCAAAGAAGGCAAAAGCAAGCCAGAGGACUGGCUCAGAGAAAGGCCUCAACUACCUGAAGCCCUUGCAGACAUACUGCGAUAAACUGCUGAGGUCCGACGCGCAGGUCAACCAGUCGGUGCACUUGAUCCAGUUUCUCCACCCCAAAGAUGAAGAAUUGCAGCCCGACUACUCAAGGAAUGGCGUCGUCAUCAUGGCCCCCGAAGAAGACGCCCCUCGGAGCAAAGUCCAAAACCAGGGAGGCGGCAGCGUGACCCAGCCCUUUGCCACUGAGACGUACAGGUGCGUGGCCCCCUUUGAGACCAAGGACACCAAGAACAAGCCGUUCAAGGUGGCGCCGGAUGAGAAAGUGGACGUGCUCAUCAAGGACAAAGCGGGCUGGUGGCUUGUGGAGAAUGAAGACAAGUGCUUGGCUUGGUUUCCUGCGCCGUACCUGGAGAGGCUGGAUGAUGAGCCAGAAGACGACUGUGUCGAUGGACUUCCUGAAAGAGGAAUGUUGUACGCUGUCACCAAGAGCUACCAAGCCACCAACGACGACGAAAUGACAGUGAGCCUUGGUGCUGUGGUGGAGGUCCUGCAGAAGUCUGAAAAUGGCUGGUGGCUCAUCAGAUACAAAGCCAAAGCCGGCUACAUCCCCAGCAUGUACCUGAAAGCCCAAGGCUCCUCUACUGCACACAAGCAAAGUCGCCCCCAAGAGCCCACCAGCCAUUCCCUCCUGUCUCCCAACAGCCUGGCAGUGCAGUCGCAGCAGCUGAGUCGCUCUCAAGAGAACCUUCUGCCUCAGCGGAUGCCUGCCAGGCCCACCACACCCAAACCCACCUCACCCAACCGCCUCCAACCAGGGAGCAAGAAUUUGUCCAAAUCUGUUGAGUCCCUGAACCGACCUCAACCAGCCAUUCCAGUUCGGCCCAUCAUCAAGAAGGCCCCCGUGCCCCCUCCCCCUGUAAAAUACAUCCCUAAGCCCGUCAUCAAGGUGGAGAGCGACAUAGAUGAUGGGCGCCUGAGCCCGGAGGAGGACAGCGAUGGAGAAUUCACAAGCGACAGUGACUUCAGCAGCGAUGACCUUAGCUCCUCCUCGGCCAGCACGCCCAUCAGCCUGAGCAUGAGCACCGACGACUACCGUCUGCAACACAACCGCACCCCUCCGCCGCCGUCGAGGUACAGCCUCAGUCCAGACAGCGGCUUGGAGGGCAGACUAACGCCAAGUGCCUCUGACUCAAACAUCUUUAAGAGUGCCAAUGCGGCACCCAGGGUGCCACCCAGGCCGAAGACAAAAGACAUCCUCACCCGCUGCACCACUGUCACACGCAAGAACGCAAAGAGGGCUGCGAGCCCAACACCCUCUCCCAUACAGAGUCGGUAGACUCUGUGGUUAUUAACCACAACCACAAAGUCAUCUACUAAUUGCUUUGCAGCUAAUUAUUAUUGGAAAAUGUAUCACUAUUCCAGUUUCUUGACUGUAUUUUCCAUACUGGAAAACCUUUUGUUGUGCCUUAUAUGCAUUUAGACAACUGGAAAAAGAGCUCCUUUAUAAGUGCACCCACCAUGAGAUAUUUUUGUUUGUGUGUAAAGAAGGACCUAAAUACUUGAAUACAAAUAAAAGUAUGAUGGAAAACUG